AUGUUCGUCAGACUGAAUCCCCCAGCUUCCCGCCGCACGCGAUUCAUCGCCCGCCUUCCUGUGCUUGUAGAUCGGAGUUCUCUCGGAGCAGCUUACAGCAACGGGGGGCAGGGAAGUUUCGCCUGGAGGCAGGAGGCCCGAUACUGGCCUUACGGGGGGACACCUAGAAAGCUCCCAGGUAUCUUAGAUUGCUUCCAUGGUGCCAUUCCUGCGGCGAAGGGCAGAAAUAGGGGGUACUGCGAUGGUGGAGCGCGUAACUCUUCCGGACAUGAAGUAUGCGUGCACCCCCGUAACGGGGGACCGUUGCAGAAGAAGCCUCCGAAGGCGGCGCGUCUUCCAGCUUCCGCGAUAAAACCUUCUAUGCAUGCGCUCUCACCAAGCAAGCCUAUUCAUAUAGCGCCUAAAGUUCUGGAGGCAGACGCACCUGCCGCAGCCGGAGGGUCACCAGCAGGAGGACGUGGGAGCUUCCUGGGAUUCUGCCCAGCUGGAUCGCAUUUUGUUCGCGCGUUUUCUUCGCAGUCACUCCCUCCUGCGGUUUCGAGUUUCAAAGGAAACGGAUUCUCUGCCCUCCGCACUUGUGUGCGAUGGGGCCCUUCGCAAAUGGAUUUUUUUGUUUGUGGUUUGGACCCUGAGCCAUCAGGAAGAGUCGCGAAAGACGAAGAAGCUGGAGGGCGGCUCAAGGGAGGAGAUGUCGGCAGAGAGUGUGGUGGAAAAGUGCUGCCUCGUUCCCCUCUAUCGGCAAUUGCCGCUGCGCAAGCCCUUCGUCCGAAUAUCGUGUUGUUUGGCCUCGGAUACAUGGACGCGGAAAAAGUCUUCGAGACUUUUUCUCGUGAGGCCCUGCUACGGUCUGGAGAGCGUGAUCCUGUAGAGAAAGUGAUUCAGUGUGACAAUGGACAGUUCAUUCCUAUGCUGCAACAGGUGAUCCUCGAGGGGACACCAUACUAUCUCGUGGGGAGAGACAGGCUAGUCGAAAUGGGGGCUUUGGGAGGCGAGCUGCUCUUUCACCCCUCAGAGUUUUAUUCUUUGGUAUGGAAGCUAAUCAGCAGAAGCAAGGACAAAGAGGACCUUUCAAGAAGUCUCAAAAAGGUUUUGUCAGAAGAUUCAUCCGAAUUCUGCCUCCUUAAAAUUCACCAGUAUCUGCUCGAAUGGACUGAUGCACCAAUGGCAGCAAAACAGCCUCCUCAGGAAUUCACCGAAACAACAUUCACAAGAAAAUGGAUCAUUGGCAGAAACAAAAGCGAGUGCCAAUUGCGGCAGAGAGGGAAGCAGUUUGAGCUGGCCAGGGCCCCCCUUCCUUCCUUGUUGAAACAAAAACCGAACUGGAAGAUUCUUGUGGUCUGUGAUGCUGCCUUGGAGGAACGGCUGGCCGGACGGCUAGCUAGCGAGCUCAGCGAGAUGAGGCGUGAGGGACCCCGGUUUAAAAGGAUGUUCGAGUUGGAGGAUACUAGUUCGACUCGUUUUCAUCUCUGUCUUAUGCUGUAUGUGAUUCUACCCAUUGCCACUGUGUGCCGAUUUGCCUGGAAGAGAAUCAAGCGAGCAUAUCUUCGCUACUGGGUUAUUGGCAGCACAGUAACCGUCAGCGGCGACGAAGUGUUGUCCAAAAUCCGUGAGCGUACUGAUGAGGAAUCUGAUGAAGAAUCAGAGGACAUGAGAAUGUCAAAUUUAGAGAUUGUAGAAUCCAGGUGGAUGGGACUCCGACACAGCGUCCGUGAUAAAUCACGGGAUUAA
Molecule: messenger RNA, 1728 nt
Organism: Cyclospora cayetanensis
Lineage: Eukaryota; Apicomplexa; Conoidasida; Eucoccidiorida; Eimeriidae
Exons: 3
Coding region: 1-1728 (575 amino acids)
Source: RefSeq, a predicted model, not a curated record